Molecule: messenger RNA, 150 nt
Organism: Echinococcus granulosus
Lineage: Eukaryota; Metazoa; Platyhelminthes; Cestoda; Cyclophyllidea; Taeniidae
Exons: 2
Coding region: 1-150 (49 amino acids)
Source: RefSeq, a predicted model, not a curated record
AUGUAUGGAGUGUUCCUCCAUGGUAUACCUGUCGACGAGUGGGAUCCAACGGGGUUGAGCUUCAAUGAGGCAGGUGCCGCAUCCCUUUGGCUUGAACAACUGACGGUUUUAGAGAAUGGUGGAAUCCUUAAGAAGCACUACUGUGUGUAA